GUCCACCGCGAUGUGUAUAUUAGUCUUCAAUUUAAAUUUUAUGCAACCAAGUCUGAUCAUUAUUAAAACUGAGUUUCUCUUGGCAAUCUUAAUAUAGAGUAUAUCUAUAUAUAUAUGUGUGUGUGCCUGUGUGUGUGUGUAUGAUCCGACCAAAAUAAAGUGCGCCCAAGUGCUCGACGUCGACGUCGACGUCCGCGCGUCGGUGCCGCCAAUUGAUAAAAGAUAAAAAUAAAGAGCGUGCAUCGGCAAGAAUUUUCCGUUUCUCGAUCUCGAUCGCAUUUGCUUGUAAAUUCUUGGCGAACACGCAGUCACAACGUUCCCAACUUGAUUACAUAAGGCAGAAAAUGCAGAAAACGUUAAAAAAGGAGCUCAGCUUCUCGCUGGACACCCUGGAGCGCUAUCGCGCCAAAUAUGGACGCAGUGCCUCAUCGGACACUAAUGGCAAUGGUACACAGCAGGAAUCGCACCCGGCACAGAUCUCUGACAUGGGCACGGCUACAGCUACGCGCACGGUGUCGCCUCCUCCCUCGCUUUUCAAGCCCCAGUCGCCACCUAAGCUGACCAAGCUGCAGGAGCUGCAACAGAAGAAGGAGGCAUACAUGCGACAGCGCGAGCAUGAGCGGGAAAUGGAGCAGCUGUUGAAGGCAGCCGAUAAAGCCAGCAGGCAGGACGCAGCCAGAGCCAACAAUGAAAACAGCAGCAGCACCACCGGCAGCAGCAGCACCACCACCACCACUACCACCAGCACCAGCACCACCUCCUCCCAAUCCACCUUAGCCAAGACCAGCGCCUCCUCCACGACAACAGUCUCGGCCCAGCAGUCGAGCAAAACAGCUGCUGGCUACAGCAACUGGAACAACAACCACACAACACUCAGCUCGCAGCCUUGGUGCGCGAUCAGUGAUCUUAUGUACUUCUGUGACAAAUACGAGUUCAAGACUCUGAGUACACGGGACCUGAAGACCCAUCAGGAGAUUGUGGCGGAGGUGCGUGCCCUGCUCUCCGGCAAGGCGCCGUUCGAUCAGCGGACUCGCUUCCCCGGCAACAUUCACGAUCCGGAGAACCUGUGGGUUUGCAUUGGACGCUGCGCGAGUGUCGAAUACCAUUUGCAGCGCAUCAUUAGCGUCUUCCGAAAGCCCCUCAAUCAGCUGACGCCGGACAAGCAGCGAACGGUGCGUCAGAACUUUCACCUGGCCGUCAGUGAGCUGCGUCUGGACAUAUCGGCGCGCAUUAGCGAGGUGCGACUGUACGAUAGGUUGGUAUUCGAGCGGGAGUUUCGACUGGAAUGGCAAGACGAGGUCUAGUCUAGAGGAUCUACAGGAGGUUGGGUGUGUCUUCAGUUGAUUAACAAUUUAUUCCAAAUUUUCAAUUUCAA
Drosophila navojoa is the source of this 1375-nucleotide messenger RNA. RefSeq lists its product as uncharacterized. The record is from RefSeq and is a predicted model, not a curated record. Gene Ontology annotation, molecular function: structural molecule activity. NCBI's taxonomy places the organism in Eukaryota, Metazoa, Arthropoda, Insecta, Diptera, Drosophilidae.